Penicillium vulpinum is the source of this 1413-nucleotide messenger RNA. RefSeq names its product FAD-binding oxidoreductase. The record is from RefSeq and is a predicted model, not a curated record. Lineage: Eukaryota; Fungi; Ascomycota; Eurotiomycetes; Eurotiales; Aspergillaceae. The transcript is spliced from 2 exons. Gene Ontology annotation, molecular function: FAD binding; oxidoreductase activity. The coding region runs from base 1 to 1413 and encodes 470 amino acids.
AUGCCCAACUGGAACGAGCUACGCGGCGACAUAGCCAAAGGUGAUGUGCUGAUUCCAUGGGAUGAUGGAUACGCCACAAGUCUCAAGAGAUGGAGUGCUGUGGUUGUUAGGCCUGUAUGUGCCGAAGAGGUCUCUGUGGCCAUAAAAUUUGCUACCGCAAACAAGCUCCCGCUGGCUGUUUGUGGUGGUGGUCAUUCGACAAGUGGGAUGUCAUCAUCAAAAGGCAUGGUCAUUCAUCUUGGAAAUAUGCGAAAUGUUGAAGUCGAUCAAGUCAGUAUGACCGUGUCUUUUGAUGGUGGCUGUCUUUGGGGCGAUGUAGAUACUGCUCUAGAGGCCUAUGGACUAGCUACUGUCGGUGGUACAGUGAAUCACACAGGCGUGGGUGGGCUUAUCCUAGGGGGAGGCCACGGCUGGUUGACAGCAAAAUAUGGCCUCACAAUUGACAACCUGAUGUCGGUUCAGAUAGUGACAGCCGAUGGAUCCAUCCUUGAAGCCUCUGAAUCGCAAAAUUCAGACCUUUUCUGGGCUGUCCGUGGAGCUGGGGCUCAGAUUGGAGUCGUCACACGCUUCAGAUCUCGCGUCUAUAAGCAGGGACAGGUCUGGAGCGGAACUAUAACAUUCAUACCUAGCAAGCUGCGUGAACUGGUGGCAUUUGCAAACGAGUUUCACAGUCGGGAUCAACGAGAAGGCCACUGCUUAGCUAUAGCUGUGGGUUUCACACCAGAUGGAGCAAACCGCAUCCUUUCUGCUAUUCCGCUUUACCAUGGCCCAGAAUGGGAAGCGAAGGGAUACUUUUCAAACCUUCUUAGCAUCGGAUCCAUCGAGGAUAGCACAAGUAUGAUGUCCAUUGCGCAAGUCAACACACUGCAAAACCCAAUGUGCGAAUAUGGCAUCCGCCGCCUCCAGGGCUCUGGCAAUGUGACGAUGCCUCUCCACGCAGCCGCUUUCCAACAAAUGGCCGAUACCAUCUGGUCUUUCCACGAUAUGCAUUCUGACGUAAGGAUCUGCGCCUUAGCAGUUGAACUUUUUUCAACACACAAGUUGCGCGAAGUGCACCAAGGCACUACUGCAUACGCCAACCGCGGGGAGUACUACGAUGCUGUUACUAUAUUUGGGUGGAGCAACCCGGCACUCGAUUCUACUGUUCGGCUGUUUAACUCGGAACUAUGCGCACAGAUACGCCGUGCGAACGGAUACGAGUACCUGGGUCGUGAUAGAGAGGAGGACUCUAGAGAAGAGCCAGUGGGACGUUAUCUCAAUAUGGAAUCAGAGCCGUUGAUGCCAUCUGAAGCAUAUGGUUCGAACUUGGAGAAAUUAAAAAAAGUGAAAAAGAAGUUUGAUCCAGGGAACAUUUUUCACAAAUGGCAUGGGUUAGGGGUUGAAGAAAUGGAAAAAGCACCUAGUAAUUCCUGA